Messenger RNA from Gadus macrocephalus (Pacific cod), 9918 nucleotides. Its product is annotated as apolipoprotein B-100-like. Gene Ontology annotation, cellular component: mature chylomicron; very-low-density lipoprotein particle; low-density lipoprotein particle. The coding region runs from base 106 to 9669 and encodes 3187 amino acids. Gene Ontology annotation, biological process: triglyceride mobilization; cholesterol homeostasis; lipoprotein transport. NCBI's taxonomy places the organism in Eukaryota, Metazoa, Chordata, Actinopteri, Gadiformes, Gadidae. The transcript has 26 exons. Gene Ontology annotation, molecular function: cholesterol transfer activity; low-density lipoprotein particle receptor binding. The record is from RefSeq and is a predicted model, not a curated record.
GGUGGGAGAAGUAUAAAAGACACAGAGACAAAGCUCAGAGAUCAGUCUUGACGGAAACAAGAGGACUACCCUGUAGGACCUCAAAGAGCUCCUUCUAAACCCAUCAUGGGGGGUAUUAAGAUAUUCCUUUGGACCUUGCUGGGAACAUACGCAUUGGCCCAACAAGAAGCGGGAAAUCUUGAUGGAUCAUCUUCAACAUGUUUUUUGGCCAAAAGAUUCAAGAACUUCAGGAGGUUUGCGUACGACUACGAAGUGGAAACACUCAAUGGCGUCAAGGGAGCGACUCCUGUCCAGAACGGCCCCAAAGUCUCCUGCAAGGUUGAGCUCGAGGUACCCCAGACGUGUAGCUUCAUCCUGCGCACCACGGACUGCUCUCUGACCGAGGUCACCGGCAUCGAUGAGCAAGGCACCCCGGUGUUUGGACCCGCUGCCGGUUCGGAGGCCUUCAAAGCUGCCAUGGAAAAGAACGCCCUGAUGUUCACGGUGGACAUUGAGAAUGCAGUCUCCCUGUUCCCUGAGGAGGGAGAACCCAAGAGCAUCCUGAACGCCAAGAGGGGAAUCGUCUCUGCCCUGAUGGUGCCUGCCAUGGAGGAGGACAAGAGCCGAGGAAUGACCACCGUGCACGGAGAAUGUGGCACUGACUUCACCGUCACCUCGGGAGAGGCAACCGAUGUCACCGUCAGCCGGGACCUGUCCAAAUGCAGCAGCGCCUCUCCCCAGAGAGAGCCCACCAGCCCCCUGGCCCUGAUCUCUGGCAUGCACUACCCUCUGAGCAAGUUGAUUGGCAGCACGCAGACCUGCAACUACAAGUUUGAUGCCAGCAAAAAACACAUGGUGUCCGCAGUCUGCACUGAGAAACAUCUCUUCCUGCCUUUCUCUAGCCAAAAUGAGUAUGGGAUGUCCACCAAGGUGAGCCAGACCUUGUUCCUGAGGGAAAGCAACAAAAUCAACGACAGGAUCUUCAACUACAACGCCGACAACCUCCGCUCAUUGCACAUGGAAGCCACAGAGGACAAGGCCAUCAUCCAGACCAAGGAGGCCGUCCUUGCCAGCCUGAGGGAACUGAGCACUCUGGCCCAGGAGACGGAAGGCCAGCGGCGCGCCAGCAUCUUCCACAAGCUGGUCACCGAGCUGCGGGGCCUGAACGAUGAGGUCCUGACCACCUGCACACCCGAGAUGAUGGAGCUGUCCAGCAGCCUGACAUGGCAGGCCCUGGCCCAGUGCGGCACCCCCGAGUGCACCAGCGCCAUCCUGUCCGUCCUGAGGACCUUCGAGCCCGACGCCAUCGAGGUGGACGCUGUCGUCUACGCCAUGGGCCUGCUGCCCAAUCCAUCUGCCCUGCUGCUCAAGGACAUGCUGCUCAUGGCUCAGUACAAGCAGAGCAAGCCAAUCAUGUUUGCCCUCAGCAAUGUGGUCAGGAAACAAUUCCAGGCCGACCAGCAGGUCACCCCUGCUAUCACUGCUGUGGCUGAAUUCAUCGCAUCCCUUUUGAGCUCAGACUGCCCUGGGGAAAAAGAUCUCACUUACCUGACCUUGAGGGUUGUUGGUAAUAUGGGAGAGGCCAUGGAAGCCGCAGAUCCCUCUAUUAAGAGCACCCUGCUCAAGUGCAUGAGACAGCCUGCCACCACCUUGUCCGUUCAGCUGGCCGCCAUCCAGGCUUUCAGACGCAUGCAGCUCACUGAUGAGGUGCGUGCCAACCUCCAGAGGGUCGCCACAUACGCCAAGGGUGCAGUGCAGAAGCGCCUGGCCGCCUACCUGAUACUGAUGAGGAAUCCCAAGACCAGUGACCUGGAGAUGGUCAAGAAGUUGUUCAAGCAGGAACAGAACCCACAGGUCAAGGCCUUUGUGACAUCUCACAUCUACAACAUUGUGUCCUCAAAGGAUCGCAACUCCAAGAAACUUGCCAAGAGGAUUAUGGAAGUCCUGCAGAACACUGAUGUGCCCACUCAUACCGACUACACCACUCUGUCACGCAACUACAAACUGGGAAUGGCACAUAAAUCCAUGCAGGCCAACACUAAGGGUAACAUCAUCUUCGACGUCAGCAGCCAGCUACCCAGAGAGGUCAUGCUGGAAACUACGAUGGAGGUCUUUGGUUACACCGUGGAUAUGUGGGAGAUCGGCAUGGACGGAAAGGGCUUUGAACCAUCUGUCGAGGCUCUGUUCGGAAAGAACGGAUUCUUCCCUGACACCAUUUCAAAGACGCUCUAUUGGGCAGUAGACAAAAUGCCAUUCACCAAGGAUAAUGGAAAUAAGGUACCUGAGAACCUCGUUAAGGAGGUUGUUGCUAACUUCAACAAGCUGGUCAAGGAGCUCCAGGCCCAGGAAUCCCCUGAGGCCAUGGCCUACCUGAGAAUCAUGGGCACCGAGCUGGGCUACAUCAAGGCCAGUGACCUGAAGGGCUACGCUGAAUACGCUGCCAUGUACUCCGAUAUCUUGAUGAGGAUCAUUCCAACAGAGCAAAUGCAAAAACUGAUUUCCAACACAGACAACGAGUUCUUUGCUCACUACAUCUUCAUGGACAACAAAGCCUCUGUGGCGACCGGAUCCGGAUUCCCUCUGAAGGUUGCCAUGGCUGGCAUAUUUGCUCCUGGAGCAAAGGGAGGGCUUAGCAUGACACCGAACAUGGAAGUGUCCUUCAGGCCUUCUAUGGGUAUUGAGUUGGUGACCAAGAUGGGAGUUCAUGUUCCUGAGUUUGUAGACACCGAUGUUGCGAUGCAUACUACCAUAUACCACGAGAGCGCUCUGAAUGCCAGGAUCUCCAUGGAAAACAACCAAGUCAAGCUCUCUCUCCCUGCCCCACAAGGCUCCACCCAGCUCUUCAGCGUCAGCAAUAAUGUGCUACUUGUGAACAAUGGCCGUGAGGAAGUGAUCUCAGCCAAAGACGAAGGCAGGACAAACGUUGUACAGUGCAAACCCUUCUUUUCUGGAUUGAAGUACUGCACCACAGCCCGUUACUCCGCUGGCAUCAACAACGCUCCUUACUUCCCCCUGACUGGGGAGACUAAGUUUGCUGUGGAGAUCCAACCUACUGGGGAUGUGACUGAGUACACUGCCACCAUCGCCUACAAACUCCUCACAGAGGGCAAAGGACGCCAGGUGGACUCUUUGAAAAUGACCCUAAAAGCAGAGGGCGCUGCGUCAACUGAGGCCUCUGUCAACAUGAAAUACAACAGGAACAGGAAUGUCUUCACCACCAAUGUGCAAAUCCCUGAUUAUGAGGUGGAGACCGGCAUCAGAGUUGGCAUGGUGGACAGCACCACAAAAGGCAGAUCUCUUACCUUUGACAUCACCAACCAGAACAUCCCCCAGUUGUCUCUGAUUGGCCGUGCCAAACUUCAGGACCAGACCGAUGCGAUGCUGCAGAUGCAGAUGAUAGUGCCCUCCAUGAAGACUGACGCUUCCAUCACAGCCAUUCUGAAAAACUCUGAGGACCUUGUCCUGGAGAUCAAGAGUGAUGUCAAGCUCCCAGCGACCAACUCUGUCCAGGCAGUCGUCUUCAAAUAUGGUAAGGAUCUGGCUGAGGUUACCCUUAUGUCAAACAUGAAUUCGGACAUCAAGACGCUCCAGCCCUACACGGAGGCUCUCCAGGACUGGAUGGAGCAACUUAUGAAUGAAGUCCUGGACCAGCAGGUGGUCAAGACGGACAUGAAAUUACGUCAUAUCUACAACAAGGCUCUUCAGACUGGCAAUGUCUGGAUGGACAAGCUCGCCUACGAUGUUCCUUAUGUUCACACUCUGAAGAACAGCCUGGCCGAGUUGGAAAAACCUACCAUGCCUGAGAACCUGUUCAUGAAUCUUGAAAGCCAGUUCAGAUACCAGUUCAACAAAGACAGUGUAUCCUUCACUCUUGCACUGCCUCUCGGAGGAAAGACAUCCCAGGAGCUCCGGAUCCCUCCCAUGCUCACCACACCGCUCAUUUCUCUGCCUCAGAUGGGACUUGAGGUUUCUCCCAAGGAGAUCAGCAUUCCCACAUUCACCAUCCCCUCAGACUAUGACCUCACCUUGCCUCUCAUGGGAAUGAUGGAAGUGUCUGGAAAGGUCAAGUCCAACUAUUACAACUUGGAGGGAACCAUCUCUGCUGGCAACAACACAGUAGAGUCGCCUAGCUAUGUGGCAAAGAUCAAAGUCAUCGCUGACAGUCCCAUGGAACUGUUCUCAUUCACAUCUGAGGGAGCUGCGGAAAUUAGUGACACACCCCAAGAUGCGAUCAAGGUUAUCGUCGGUGGCUCUCUGAAGCACAGAUUCAUUGAGACAAGUUUUGAGGUCUUGGAAAAAAUUGCCAUCACAGACAAAGUGUUGUCUACUAGCAGCUACAAUGGGAAGGCCUUCAGCCCCCUGGGUCUAGACACAUCUUUGGACAUCACCUCUCAGUACGCUCUGGCUUCCAAUAUGCUUACUGGAGAUGCUAACAUGGAUGGAAGUCUGACAGUUGGAUCCAUGUCAGCCAGCACCAGCUAUUCCCAAACCUUUUCUGCUGAACCUUUGAAGAAAGAAGCAAAAACUGAAACCACACUGAGAGUAAAUUCUGCGUUCCUGGAGGUUUUCAACAAAGCCACAGCCACCUUCGCUAAUGAGCAACUACUGAUUGAAUCCAACACCAACGUAGACAUUGACCCACUGAAGCACACCACUAAGUUUACCUUUGGUUACCAAGAUGCCAAACUUACAAUCCAGUCCAACUCUGCCACGAUGGCUGAUAAGAAAAUGAUUCGUAACCAGGUAGAUUUCACUGCCACUAGAGAAGGGGCCACUAUCAGGGUAGAAAAUCAGGCUGAUGAUACAGUGAACAAUGUCUACUCUCUGCUUUCUGGUUCAAUUAACCCUUCCAGCAUUGAGAUCAAUAGUGAUGCCUCUCUAAACAUCUUUGGAAGCCGUGCCUCUCACAAGGCAACUACGAGCCUGAACACGAUUGGCCUAAUCAGCAGCUGUACCACAACUGCACAGAGCAACCUGUUGACCUUUGAGAACGUUUUUGCUGGCACAGUUGACAUUUCGGGAGCCACCAUGACCAUCAACACAAAAGGGGCCGUUAAGGAAAACACAGUGGAAUUGAAUGUUGAUGCCAAGGCUCUCAUCUCAGAGGUCUAUCUCAACAGUAUACUCAAGAGCAAUGUCUUCGAUGCCAACACCAGGAAUAGGUUGAACCUCAGAUUGAAUAAGGAAGGCUGCUCCUUCUCCAACAACAUGGUGGGAUCGCUUGGUGAGAUGAAGACUGACAACACCCAAUCCCUGGAUUUAACACUCAGAUCUCUGUCAUUAAGCUCCAAGACAGACAACAUCCUCAAUACCGGAAACUACUACAAGCAUGACAUCACAGUUAACGUUGAGAGUUUCACCACUUCAGUCAACGUAAAGAAUGAUCUGAGGAUUUUGGAAGUGAACUUUGAGAAUGAGGCCCAGUUCGUAGCAAAGCCAUACACAAUAGAGAUGACUGGCAUUACGACAGGAUUGUUGUCUGAAGAACAGCUCAGGCACACUUAUGAAUUCAAAUUUGUUGAUAUGAUCCUUUCUGCCAAGUGCAACACAAAUGGUCAACUCCUGGGUUCUCAAAUGACACAUACCAGUGACAUGGAGAUUGCUGAUUGGACCAUGAAGUUCAACAACAUGGCUAACAUCAAUACUAAGCCUCUCCGUCUUGACAGCACUGUGAAAUCUAUUGUUACACCAUUCAGCAUGUCUAUUGAUGCUAUUCUGAAUUCAAAUGGAGAAAUCCAACUGUAUGGAGAGCAGAGUGGUGAGCUCUACAGCAAGUUCCUGCUGAAGGCAGAGCCCCUCUCCAUGGUUCAGUCAUUUGAAUACAGGGCUUCAACCACUCACGAGCUACAAAAUGGAGCCAGCUACAAGACAAACAUGGACAACAAAUUCAACAGCAUGAUGACCCUUAAAGAGCAGAGUGUCACAGUGGGCAUUGCAUCUAAAAUGAACAACCAUGCAUUUGAUCAUGAAUUAACUGCAUUCAACAAAGCUGAACAAAUGGGAAUGGCCAUUAAGGGAGCCCUCGCCACUACCUUCUUCAAUGGAGCCAGUGAGAACCAUGACUACUCCAUCUCUGGUUCUGUGAAUUAUGACAAGAGCAGCGAUACCCACUUCAUUCAGAUUGCAUUUUUAGAGUAUCUGCCAGAAACUAUUGAAGAAUUGAAGAAUCUAGUUGUGAGGCUGGUAGACAACAGCAUGGACAUGCUGAGGAAUAUCGAUGCCUCCUAUGAAAUUACUGCCCAGAUUCGUGGAAAGAUGGGAGAGCUUAAAGAUGCCAUAGAUACAAUUAAUCCCCAGCAGCUCAUGCAAGACCUGAAAGACUUUGUUCAAUCAAUGGAACAGUACAUGAACAACAUGAUGAACAAGUUCCCAACUGAGGAACUUACCAACAUGCUGAAAUCAAUCAAGGCUGAUAUAAUGGAAUGGAUCAAGAAAAACAACAUUGAUAACAAGAUCAAUCGUAUUUAUGUACAGAUUGAAGAGUUCCUGUCCAACUAUGAGGUUGAAAAGAUAAUUGAGAAAAUCAUGGAUGAGGCCAUUGCAAUUAUGAAACAGUACAGGAUCAGGGAAAGGAUUCAGUCUGCAUUGUCUGCUCUUAAAGCAAUUGAUGUCCAGCCUAUGUUUAACAAAAUAAUGGCGCCAGUGAAGGAGUUGAUAAAGGACAUGUAUGCCUUUGACUACAAGCAAAUGGUGGAGGAUGUCAGCAUGUAUUGUAUCAGAAUGAUUGAAAACAUCAAGUCUUAUGAUUAUGAGACAUUCACCAUGGAACUGAAAGACAAAGUCUCUGAGAUGACCAGGAUUCCUUGCUUUGGAAAACUCUCUGGAGAGUUCAAAAUUGUCUCACCUAACUACCAACUCCAGACCACUGCUGAUCUGGCGAACACCACCACUACAGCGGUCACUCCAGAGUUCAAAAUGAACCUUAACUCAAAGGCAACCUCCACUUUUGACAUCCUUGCCUACACUUUGGAUACCAGCGUAUAUUUGGCCAUGCCCGAGAGAAGCCGCCUGGCUUUCUCUGAAAACAUCAAGGCUGUACACACUGCAUUUACCAUUGACCACCAGGGCUCAAUGAGUCUAAUUGGCCUAUCGGCUCAGGCUUCUGCCACGACGAAUGCCAAGGCUACAACUGAGCCUUACGAAGCAGAGAUCGUCAGCAAGGCAGAAUUGUCCAUUGAUAGCGAAAUGUCUGCCUCUCUGGAUACAACAUACAAACAUGGAGUCAACAUGCCACUCCUCAGCCUCUCCAGUGAUGCUUCUGCUAACCAGAAAAUGAAUGCACAGAUUAAGGAUGGAAUUCUUACUAUUAAUGUUAACAACAAGGGUCAGGGAACAUACGCUCUCAAGGAUCUCUCAGAUGAUGUAGCACACAAGAGUGACAUGAAGGCUGUGAUCGACAUCUCCACAGCCAAGGUGACUUACAACGACGAAACCAAGAGUGACCUCUUCAAGUUGAUGGAAAAUGUUGCUGCUGAUAUCCACUUUACCCGCUUUAUCAUCGUUGAGGGCAAGGUUGAGACAGAAAGUCCUUUCAUGAAGAACAGUAUGGCUGUGAUGAAAUUCCAGGCUAAGACUGAAGACCUAAAAAUUGCUUUGGAUGCUUCUUAUAAUGGUGAGCUGGUCGGACCAGUAGCUGGAACUCUUGCAAACUCUGUCCUGGCUGUGGUCGCCCCAUAUGAGCUAAUGUUUGACACCAAGAACAAGGCCAAUGUCAAAGUAACCCUACCCAUGAAACUCAUCGGAAAGACAGAUUUCCAGAAUGAUAUGGCAAUCAGUGCCAAUUCUGAUGUGCAGCAGGCCAGUUGGACAGGUCUUGCAAGGUUCAAUCAAUUCAAAUACUCACAUUACUUGACAAUGGACAAUCGUGAGAGGGAAAUUCAGAUCUUUGCACGGGUCAAUGGAGAUGCCAAUCUUGAUGUUCUUAAACAGCCUAUUACAGUUCCUGAAAUAAAUGUCCCAUUCUUUGGUCUGACAAGCCCCAAACUGGUAGACUACUCUCUGUGGGAAGACACUGGACUGAACAUGCUCCUGGCAACAACUAAGCAGACUAUCGAUUUGGAGGCCAAGCUCAAAUUCUCUCUUGCUCAAAUGCAGACGGACAUACUUAUCCCGGCCCUGAGUGAUGCGACAUACGAGUUCUCCAUGAAGUCAGCAUUGAUCACGCUUAAAACCGAUGCAAGUAUUAUGAACCAAGGCGAUAUUACCAUGAAGUUGAAUGCCUCCUCAAUCUCCACGCUUGAACAUCUGAAUGGACAAAUUGAAGGAACUAGCAUAAUGAGCCGAGUCAAUGGGAUCAAACUGGCAUCUUUGUAUUCUCUAAAGCACACAAUGGUGGAGGGAAACCAUGACAGCACGAUCAGCUUUACCGAGGGAGCUGUGGAUGCUUCCAUUAAGAAUUCAGCAAAGAUUGAGCUACCCAUAUUAAAAAUGGAAAUCAACCAGGAGAUCCUUGGAAAUCCACAGGAGGGAAUCAUCAUCUCUGUGUCCUGCCCAUCAAGUGGACUUGUUGGAUUCCAGUUGCAGACUCAGGUUCCACAACAAGUGAGUGGAAGAGUCUACGGCCGUUACCCGUCUGCACCCUCCGAUGAUGUUGAAAUCUUGGCCAUGAAGAUGUCUGCAAUGAAUUGGGAAAAGCUGAGUAUCCAGACAACAUGGAACACAGAGAUGCCUUAUGAAAUGAUGCUGAGAUUGAAAACCGCUGUGCCUGCAACCUUUCAAAUCCAGGAAAUUGUCUCUAUUCAAAUUAGUAAGACCUACAACAAAAUGACCAUGCUUGCUUCAAAUCUUGCUGGUCCGAUUGAAGAAGUUAAGAGACAGGGUACAGUAAUGGUAAAGAGGUCUUAUGACAACUUGAAAGAUAUGGAUAUUUCUAAAAUGUCCAGCAGGGUCUCAGAUAGCACUAUGUUGAUUCUCAGAGAAUAUCAAAAGAGCAUCAGAAUUAUCCUUGAUGCAGCCAUUAAAUUCCUCAGAGAGACCAAAUUCCAAAUGCCAGGAUAUGCCGAGAAAAUUUCUGGCCUUGAAAUCUACAGCAAAAUGUCCACCUUUGUUGCAGAAGUAGCCGAAGACGUAAUUGUAAAAGUUCCCGAAUUAGUUGCCAGAAAGUUUACCGCAGUUCUUGAAAAUUUCCGAGGGCUUCAAUUCAGUUUCCCUGGCUCUAGUCGCAUUGUCAAAGGAAAUGAAAUCCUUGAUGACUUAGUAGUUGCAAUGAAGAGAAUCAGGAGUCAAGUAAUUGCAGUGAUAAAGAAAUUGGGGGAUAUUCAAUUAGAAGACAUUCUUAAGAGGGUGUCUGUGUUAAUAAAUGCUUCAGUUGAGAAAGCUGAUCAACUCUUUAAUUCCCUUAACACUCAAAAUCUAGAAAAGGUGUCUGCUUGGGCUUCUAAUGUGUAUGCUGAUGCCAUGAAUUCCAAUGUCCUGGCUGAUUUCACCAAGCAUAUUUUUGAGGCCAAAAGAAUAGUAAUGGACUAUUUCAAUAUUAUCAAAACCAGGUGCCAGGAUGUUUUAGCUGACAUGUCUGUUGAACAGCUUCAGGCUGACAUCCAGGCCUGGAUUGACAUCAUGGUAAAACGGUUGAAUGCUUUCCACAACAAUGUCAUUCAGUAUCUUAAAAUGAAUACAAAAACAGUUGAGCAGUAUGUGCGAGUAAGUGACAGACAGAUGGAUAUUGACAUUCCAUUCCCGUCGUUUGCUUAAAAGCCACUAACUUGCCAACAUACAAGUUUUGUUUUACUCAAUAGCAUGUCUGGAGUUAAAUUAUUAUGUAGCAACAUAUAAAAAGGUUUUUCAACCACACACAAGUAUUGUCCAUGAUGCCCAUACCCCUGACCCUAUCAUUUUGGUUUAUUUUCUCUCUGUAAUGUGUAAUCUUGUUGAAGAUACUAUACUUAAAUGGUGUAAAUUCCCCGGUAAAAAUUCAUCAAUAAAGAAACUGUACUGCAUAUA